CAUACACAAGGAAAAAAAUCAAUCAUGGAGGAGGGAACUUUGAACUCUUCAAAACAAGAACUGACACUCGAAAGUCUUUUUCCAAACGUGUCCUCUGUUCUAACACUGCAAGGUUUCAAUUUGCCUCCUCAAAGUGUUGUUCCGGCGUUUCUGUUUGCAAGUCUGAACUACAUGCUGAUCCUGUUCUGCAACCUGGUGCUUCUCUUCACCAUCCUGUUCAACAAGAGCCUCCACCAGCCCAUGUACCUUCUCCUCCUCAACCUGCCCAUCAACGACCUCAUCGGCACCACCGCCCUGUUCCCGCAGGUCAUCCACGAGCUUGUGUUGGACUCAAGGCGGAUACCGUACAAUGCCUGCAUCACCCAAGCCUUCUUCAUCCACAUCUACAGCGCCAACUGCAUCUUCAUUCUAACUGCCAUGGCGUAUGACCGAUACGUGGCCAUCUGCCGCCCACUGCGGUACCAGAGCAUCAUGACACACGCGCACGUCAUGCGGAUCAUCAUGCUGGUCUGGUUGUGUUGUUUUCUUGUCAUCGGUGUGCUGUUUUUCUUGCUCUUGCGCUUGCCACGCUGUGGGUCGCGGAUGCCACACGCCUACUGUGACAAUCCGUCCCUCCUGAAGCUGAGUUGUGUUGACACCACCAUCAACAACAUCUACGGGCUGGCCCUGGUGGCCGUGACUCAGGUGGUGGCCUUGGGCAUCAUCUUCUGCACCUACAUCCAGAUCCUGGUCGCCUGUUUCAGGAGUAAAAAGGCAGAGACCAAGAGCAAAGCUCUGCAGACGUGCGCCACACACCUGAUUGUGUUUCUCCUUCUGGAGUGCUUGGGCCUCUUCACCAUCAUAUCCUAUAGGAUACCCAACCUCUCCGCCCAGACCAGGAGGUUCAUCGGGGUGUCCACCAUGAUCUUCCCCCCAACCGUAAACCCCAUAAUAUACGGCCUGAAGACCAAUGAAAUCAUGGGCUUUGUGCAAAAGGGGCUAAAUAAACUUCUCAUUUGGAGUGUGCAGGCUUCUUUCCUAAAUGGCUUGGAGAGGGCUAUAGUAUUCAUGCAGUGA
Engraulis encrasicolus (European anchovy) is the source of this 1056-nucleotide messenger RNA. RefSeq names its product olfactory receptor 4E1-like. The record is from RefSeq and is a predicted model, not a curated record. Gene Ontology annotation, molecular function: G protein-coupled receptor activity; odorant binding; olfactory receptor activity. NCBI's taxonomy places the organism in Eukaryota, Metazoa, Chordata, Actinopteri, Clupeiformes, Engraulidae. Gene Ontology annotation, cellular component: membrane. The transcript is spliced from 2 exons. Gene Ontology annotation, biological process: detection of chemical stimulus involved in sensory perception of smell; G protein-coupled receptor signaling pathway. The coding region runs from base 25 to 1056 and encodes 343 amino acids.